This is a messenger RNA of Papilio polytes (common Mormon), 7082 nucleotides long. RefSeq names its product protein retinal degeneration B (gene rdgB). Gene Ontology annotation, molecular function: phosphatidylinositol transfer activity; phosphatidylinositol binding; metal ion binding. Bases 236 to 3679 code for a protein of 1147 amino acids. Gene Ontology annotation, biological process: phospholipid transport. NCBI's taxonomy places the organism in Eukaryota, Metazoa, Arthropoda, Insecta, Lepidoptera, Papilionidae. Gene Ontology annotation, cellular component: cytoplasm. The transcript is spliced from 3 exons. The record is from RefSeq and is a predicted model, not a curated record.
GCAUAGUACGAAAGGCAUUGAACAUAAGUCAUUAUUGAAUUGUGACACCCAAAAUGUCAAAGUUCAUCCCUGGUGUUAGUUUUUAAAAAAAGUAGAAUAUUUCGUGUCAAUGCAAGGUGUUAUAAUGUUUCGUGGUUGUUGAGUGUUCCUUUAUUAUUUAUCAAGUUCCCAUUCUGAUGGAUUGCAGAUUAUGGUAAAAAGAAAUUAUUGAACGGUGCAACAAAAAUCUAGCAAUAUGCUGAUUAAGGAGUAUAGAAUACCUCUUCCACUCACAGUGGAAGAGUAUCAGAUUGCACAGCUUUAUAUGAUAGCAAAGAAAAGUCGAGAAGAGAGCUCUGGUGAAGGCAGUGGUGUGCAAAUUAUAGUAAAUGAACCAUAUGAAGACGGUCCCGGUGGAAAAGGACAGUACACUCAGAAAGUGUAUCAUGUUGGGAGCCAUUUGCCAGGCUGGUUUAAGAGUUUACUUCCAAAGUCAGCUUUGACUGUGGCAGAAGAGGCUUGGAAUUCUUAUCCAUACACUAAAACAAGGUAUACCUGUCCAUUUGUUGAAAAAUUUUCACUUGAAAUUGAGACUUACUACUUUGCUGACAAUGGUCAUCAAGAAAAUGUAUUCAAGUUAUCUAAAAGCGAUUUGAAAAAUAGAUUAGUGGAUUUCAUAGAUAUUGUUAAAGAUCAGACCAGUGAAUAUAUAAAAGAGGAAGAUCCAAAAUGUUAUGUGUCACAAAAAUGCAACAGGGGUCCCCUCUCCGACACUUGGUGUGCUUACAAACUCUGUCGAGUUGAAUUUAAAUAUUGGGGUAUGCAAACAAAACUAGAAAAGUUCAUUGAUGAUGUUGCCUUACGUAAAACGAUGGUAAGGGCUCAUCGUCAAGCAUGGGUUUGGCAAGACGAGUGGCAUGGACUCACUAUGGAUGAUAUUCGUGAAAUCGAAAGGCAAACCCAAUUAGCGCUACAAAAGAAAAUGGCGGGAGAAACAAGUGAGGAACAGGAUGUAUCUGAAGAAAAUUCAAAGUCACUUGCAGCUACAAUGAGUAGUUUAGAGAAAAAUGAAGACUUGGAUACUCCAUUGACUACCAAGAAAACGAAUGUGGAAAAGAGAGUUCCUAAACAUUUGUCGCCAGAGAGUACUCCACCACUGGAACAGAAGAGUUCUGUGAAAAGCAAUUUAAGGUCAUCGUCUUCUGGAUCCAUAAAGAGCUUACAAGCACAAGUUGCUAAUUGGCGUAUGGAAACACUUGUGAGGGAAUCAGAAACUGAAACUGGAUCUGAAGAUGAAUUUUAUGACUGUGAAUCAUCAUUUAACAAAUGGUCCUCAAUGUGUUCUCUUGAUGAAAUGGAAAUCGAUAUAUCACCAACUCAGGGUGAUCAAAGUCAAGAUGACAGUAUUUUCAAUCCAACAUUCUUAAAAAGAGUAACGUCAGAGAGAGGUUCACGUCGCAUUAUUACAUUACAAAGUCAUCAAAGCAUGGACGGUUGCCCGGAAACACCUAUCCUCAGUUCAUGCCCGACUACUGUAUUGGUACUAGUUUUUCACGCCGGUAGUGUUCUCGAUGCAACUAUUGACAUGGCUGCGAAAAAAUCAGAUGUGACAACAUUUAAAGGUGCAUUUGAAUCUGUAAUGCGCCAACAUUAUCCAACUUUAGUUGGCCAUAUUGCAAUAAAACUAGUUUCAUGUCCUUCCAUUACUACGGAAGCAUUAGGCAUUUUGUCUACGUUAAGUCCUUAUAGCUUUGAUUGUUCUCCAUCGACUUUGGAAACGCCUUCUAUGACUAAUGAUCUAAUCCCUAUCGGUGCUAUUCCAUUGCUCGCGACAAGCUCUCCUGAUUAUGUUGAUUCGGUUACGAAGACAAUAGCUUCAGCUAAUACGGUUUAUAAUGAGUUUGCCAAGUCUGAGGACGGCAAAGGAUUUAAUGGUCAAGUGAGUAUAGUUGCUGACAGUAUGGGUUCACUAUUAGCUUACGAUGCCCUAUGUCGCACUGUGCAGUAUCAAUCGCGUCAUGAUAGCGAAAACAGUGUUUUAAAUACUGAAAUUACCAUUCCAAAUGAACCUAGUGAAAAUUACUUGAACAAAUCGCUUUUACAAGCUCCUACUCCACGGCGGCGAUCAUCUUCCACGAGUGACAAUCAAACGAAGUUAGAAUUUGAAGUGAACGACUUUUUUACUUUUGGUAGUCCACUUCCAUUAAUUUUAGCUUCAAGAAAAAUUGCGGAUGAUAAAACUCGAGAUAUUAUGAAGCCACCCGUACAACAAGUGUACAAUCUGUUUCAUCCGACAGAUCCGGUUGCGGCCAGAUUAGAGCCCCUAUUGUCCGCACGAUUUACAAAUCUGCCGCCUAUCAAUGUUGCUCGAUAUGCGAAGUAUCCUCUCGGAAACGGACAGCCUUAUCACCUAAUGGAAUUGAUACAAAGCGAUCCUCAGCUAUUUGGAGACCAUUUACAAAUGCCACCAACUCCAAUAUUGCGACGACUUUCUGAGGCCUCCGUUCAAAGUACUGUCAGUGGAUUGGUUGAUAAUAUACCAUUAAUAACCAUGAAUGCUUUGCAGCAGAAGUGGUGGGGAUCUAAACGACUUGAUUAUGCCCUGUACUGCCCUGAAGGCUUAUCGAACUUUCCCACAAAUGCGUUACCACAUUUAUUCCAUGCUAGCUAUUGGGAAAGCUCUGACGUCAUUGCCUUUAUUUUGAGACAGGUUGGUCAUUUCGAUUUAGCGUUUUACGGCCAUGUUGAAGACAAAGAUAGUACAAUGUUCAAACCGGGACAAGAAAGAGAAAAAUGGAUAAGAAAACGUACGUCUGUUAAACUGAAAAAUGUCGCUGCCAAUCAUAGAGCUAAUGACGUUAUAGUGAAAGAAGGAUCUCCUCAAACCUUCACAGCGAGGUUUAUGUAUGGACCAUUGGAUAUGAUCACUUUGACGGGAGAGAAAGUAGAUAUACACAUGAUGAAAGACCCUCCAGCUGGCGAAUGGACAUUAUUAUCAACUGUAGUGACUGAUAAAGCUGGAAGGAUAACAUAUACAUUGACUGAAAAGCAAAGUGUUGGCUGUGGCGUAUAUCCAGUGAAGAUCGUGGUUCGGGGCGACCACACUAGUUGCAACUUCCAUUUGGCAGUAGUACCUCCGCAAACCGAGUGCGUGGUGUUCAGCAUCGACGGCUCUUUUACUGCCAGCGUGUCAGUGACUGGGCGUGACCCCAAAGUGAGAGCCGGGGCCGUGGACGUUGUUCGUUUCUGGCAAGAUCUCGGCUACCUUAUAAUUUAUAUAACUGGCCGACCGGACAUGCAACAAAGAAAAGUGGUGUCGUGGUUAGCUGAACACAAUUUCCCUCACGGAUUGGUCUUUUUCUCUGAAGGAAUUUCAACCGAUCCUCUGGGGCAUAAAGCGGCGCAUUUAAACAGUCUCAUUAACGACCACGGUAUAAUUCUGCAAGCGGCAUAUGGAUCCGGAAAGGAUAUAAGCGUGUAUCAUAAUUGUGGUUUGUCUCCGAAGCAGGUGUACGCCAUCGGUCGUAUCAGUAAAAAGUAUACAAACAUGGCGACAACUUUGAGCGACGGGUACGCGUCGCACUUGGCGGACCUCCGGCAGCCGGGCGCAGUGCGAGCGGCGCGUGGCAACGCACGUCUCCUCGUGCCUCGCCGCCUGCUCGCCCCGGUUAGUAAUGCCACUACUCGUAAUCGCCGUUAAAACUAUUUUAAGCCUCUUUUUAAAGAUUUUUGACAAAGUAUUAGAUACCCUAUAUUUUGAUAUAAUUUAAAUUAUAUACGUGUAUUAUUUCCGCGUCUCUACCUAUUUUUAGCAUAUUUCUAUAACGUGUCGUGCUUUUUACAGUAUUCGUUUAAUUCCUCCGCGUUACUAGAAUGUUGCGUAAUAAAUAGGGUUACGGUGUAGUCUUUACAAACAAGUUUAUGAAUAUUGAAUGUUAAAUAUAAAUACUUGAAGUCACUGUGUACCUAACUAAUUUGUAUUGAAUCUUGUUAUUUCUGCCUCAGCUAGUAUUGAUGUAAUCGUUUGUAUAGUAGUUAUUUAUUGUUGACGGGAGGGCUAGAAUCUCUUGUUUGCGUUUUUAUUUAUACUCUAGUCUUUGUAAGUUAGAUAAUGAUCUGAUUUUAUUAUAAAAAUAUAUUCCUAAUGUAAUUCCAUAAUUUAUGAAAAGGAAGGGGCUCUCCUCUGUCUAAACGCUUUAUAUAUCCUAAGGCCAUAUAUUUUUUUCUGAUAUGUUACCAGGUCUAAGGUGUAUAUUUCUAAGGUUAUUAAAAAUAUUCCUUGUAUUUAUGUUUAAAUCACCCUGUGUGAUAUAUUUUUAAUGUUAUAUUGACUAAUGAAUUCGCAUACGAGACAGACAAUGUUACUCAGAUUAUUUUCUUAUGUAAUUUAUGUUCAUCAUUAGUACACAAUUGACUGGAUGGCUGAACUUAAAUUGGAUAUGUAGUUAUUUUUUGUAAAUACCGAAUUAAUGUUUUUUCCUCAUCGUAGUAUCACUUGAAUCACUUAUCAAGUUGUUUUAAACAUGUUUGUGAAAUAUAAAAACUGCGGUGACACAUCUUCAAAUUAUUAUAAACUACGGUAUGAAAGCAAGCGAUGAAAUUCACUAUAUUGAUAUAUAUAUUACAUCGACUCAGAAUUUCAUUAGCUAGAGGGCAAGGCUACAUAAUAUUGAAUUUAACUUAUCUGACAAUGAAAAUGUACCUUACAGCAGCGGGCACAUCCUUGACUAAACAAGGGCACAACUGUUGUGCGAUUGUUUCGCAGCCAAUUUAACUGUUUAGGCACAAAAAUCGAGUAGUGAGCGAACUUCUAUAUAAGCUCAGAGGAAAAAUAGUGCGACUCAAUAGUUGUGCCAUAGUUUAGUCAAAGGUGAGCGCGCUUUAAAGCUGAUUUUAUCGAAUUCCACGCGAGUCUCAUCUAUUUGCUGUUUAAUAUCACAAGAUAUUUUAGAUAUCAUUGUUAGAUAGGAUUUUUGUUUAAUAAAUUGAAGUUCCAUUCUUACUUUAAAUGUUAUUGUAUAAUUCCGUGCAGGAAAUUAUUUCAGGGUUCAAUGUCUUUAUAUCAUUUAAAUUACGCAAAAUCUUUUUGAAGAUACUCAAUAGCUUAUAUAAAGUUUUACUAUUCCUUGUUUUGUUGUUUUUACUUAUUACCGAGUAAAUUUCUUGACAUUUCGGUUACCCGAACUGUAUUCUUUUUUUAAAUACGUAAAACUACGUAAAUUGUUUCUGCCUCUAAACUAUGCCUUUAAGGAAUGAGGUCGUAAGAUCUCGAAAAACUAAAUUGUUACUUGUUUUCGUAAGUUUACUCUAAGUAAACUGCCUUUCAUACUCUCGUUUUAUAGUUUUAUGUCUAGAUGUAAGAAUUAUAUUUAAGCAAAUUGUAGUGCGUGUUAAAUUAGAUAUGUUGUAUUUAGUCUAUGGUGUAAAGAUUCCCUUCAAAGCCAGUUUAUGUUUACUAGGCGGAGUCGUUCAAGGCCGUAGUCGUAAAUUGUAAUGAACGCUAACGAUUGACCGCGCCCACAACUGUUAUUUCCACCGCUUAAUUAUAUAGACUCUUCGUAUACAUGGUAAUUUCCGAUUGUUAAAUUAAUUUCUUUAAGUUAAAUAUGAUAAGGAAGGGUAUUGAAAUCUUAUAUUCCAUCGUAUUUCGUUACACGGUCGCGUAACGAUUUCCUAUUUUCUGAUUUACAUAAAAGCAUGACAAAUUAAUUCCUGUCAAUGAUGUAAUAUAACAAAUAUCACGUAUUUUAUUUGAUAUUCUUGGCAAUUACAUGCCCAGAUUUGCUAAAACUAACUGGAAAACACGCGUUUUUUUUCACGUUAAGCAUAAGACUAGAUAAUACAAUUAACAUUGUAGUGUGGUUGUAACAUUCUUUCAAACUGAUACGUAAGCAUCAUGUCUAUGAUAAUUGGCAUUCAUAAUGUUACAACAAAGACCCAUUUGAACUUAAUUGACCCGUCAAAAGACGAUGCCAGAUUGUCGUAGAAACCAUAGUAAAGAGAUCGCGUCGAAAGACUAGGUGACUUAAUAGCCUGUAACCCUUUAGCGAGCAUAUAAAAAGCAAAGAUUUAUGUCUAUAGUGAGUAAAUUCUAACAGAGCAGCGAUUCAAGCUAAUGUACAAAUGAUUUUUUUUUAGUUUGAUCCUUGAGGUUGUUCAAAUGUACUUGUAUUCAGUUUUAAAAUUGCAUUUGUCUUGAUUGUAUCAGAUCUCUUUAAAUUUAACAAAACAAUGACCGUUACAUGUUAACAUUCAUCCCAUUAUAGCUUUAUUACGGCAGAUCCGACCUAAAGAUGCCAGAUUUGCUUACACGUGAAUCAUAAUUUAAUACCUAUCUAGCGGAACGUGCCAACAAAAAUAUCUCAUUACCGCUAAUCGAGAGGAAAAAUUUACUGAAAAAUACGAUUGAAAUAAAAAAUAGAAUACAAUGAAAGAGGACACAACACAUGACAAUGGACGGAUUAUGUUUUAUAGUCAAGCAAGUGUUUUAGUAAAUAUAGCUUGGGUGUUUAUUAUCGAUUACUUAUUGGCGUAACUUGAUGUAAAAACUAUAAUUUUUCAUCGAAAUUACGGUCAAACAGGAACAUUGUCUCCUUUCAGCUCUUGAUUAAAUUAGGAUAUGCAAUCUUGUUUAUAAGCGGUUGGUAAUAUUUCCACCUUUGCCUCCAUAAUUGGAUCAAAAGGUGUAAUAGUUACUCACGGUUUAAAUAUACGCUAUUAUUUUGAUCCGUAAUAUUAGUCACAAUGUCGGGAAGGCCUAAAAGUGUUUUGGGAUGUUCACUAAAAACGUUACUAACAGGAAGAUUUCGUUGUAAGCAUUUCUUGUCUGUUCCCAGUAACGUUGGCUCUGUGCGGCUUCAUUCACGAGGUCGACCCACUUUAUGUAUAAACACGUUUUGCUGUUUCAAACACUCCGUUUAUAUACGUCGGUAUAUCCAAUAUCUUAUAGUUUAUAUAGUAAAGAAUUCACGUGGUUUUAUCUCGGCUUGAUACUUAUAUGAUUAUCCAAAAGUAUUCCUAGACUAGCUACCUUGACAAAAAUAUUUUUGUAUUUAUGUACAUUCAGAGAGAAAUAUUUAAAAUUUUAACAAACAGAUCAUAUU